AUCUUCCCAGAAACAGACACCCAACGCAUAAUAGUAGAACUAUUCAUAGUACCCGUUGUUGUGGCCUUCUCCAUCACCGACGAUGAUAAGUAUCGGUGGAAAACCGUGAAACCACGCGUUAUCAUGCUGGGACAUUCAGUUGAUAAGAGAACUUUCACCAAGGAUAUAGCAUUGAGCAUUGAUCUUCAAAUUUCCCGACUAAACAUGAAGGCUUUACACGCUUUUUUUGCUAGUAAAAGGUUUUAUUUGCCAAAGACAUUUCCGGAUAAGUUACAUUAUACAACAGCAACCACCACCCCAAAUACCACCACUACUUUUAACCAAGAACCUGCAUAUCAAGAAUUAAUAUUCUCUGGCAUACAACCAACCGGAAUUCCACAUUUAGGAAAUUACCUCGGUGCAAUAUCCAAUUGGGUCUCGUUGCAAGGCACGGAUACAACAAGAAAAAAAAACCUAUAUUCGAUUGUAGACUUGCACGCGUUAACCUUACCACAGGAUCCUGAUAUACUAAGAGGAAGCAAGAAAAAAAUGGCGACAAUAUUGAUUGCGUGCGGGAUCGAUCCUCGAAAAAGUGUGAUUUUUGAGCAAUCAAAAGUACCGGAACAUGCUGAACUAGCGUGGAUUCUGAAUUGUAUAACACCUUUUGGGGAAUUAACAAGGAUGACACAUUGGAAGUCAAAAUUACAUUUGGACAAAAAUGUCAAAUCACCUCAAGAUAUUGAAUCUACAACUGGACUCUGUUUAGGAUUAUUUAGUUAUCCUGUAUUGCAAGCUGCCGAUAUCAUGCUGUACAAAGCAACCCAUGUUCCUGUCGGUGAUGAUCAAAUGCAACAUUUAGAACUUGCAAGAAAUAUUGCAAAAAAAUUCAACAAAGCUUUUCAUCCAAUAUUUCCAUUACCUAAACCGAUCUUAGUAUCUGGAAGUCGAAUAAUGUCUCUCCGCCAACCCACUCAAAAAAUGUCAAAAUCCGACACAUCCGAUUACAACCGCAUAAAUCUCACAGACUCGCCCGCUGAAAUCGCUCUAAAAGUAAAGAAAUGCACCACCGAUUCUUUUAAAGGAAUUUCUUACGAUCCGACCGAAAGACCGGCGAUUUCGAAUCUGAUUUCUAUAUACGCGGCAGCCAAAGGAAACUCGACGACGAUAGAGGAUGUGAUCGCCGAACAUAAAGACAGCGAUAUUGUGCAUUUUAAAGAUGCAUUAACAGCAAUUAUUGUGGCACGAUUGGUUCCAAUACAGAAGGAGAUUGAACGAUUGGAAAAUGAGAUGGGAUACAUUGAAAAAGUGUUAGAUGAGGGUGCGGAAAGUGCGCGAGUAAUUGCCGAACAAAGUUUGAGGGAGGUUCAACGAGUGGUGGGACUGCGUUGA
Molecule: messenger RNA, 1368 nt
Organism: Ambispora leptoticha
Lineage: Eukaryota; Fungi; Glomeromycota; Glomeromycetes; Archaeosporales; Ambisporaceae
Source: the annotation of a GenBank genome assembly